Rosa chinensis is the source of this 1416-nucleotide messenger RNA. RefSeq names its product F-box/kelch-repeat protein At3g06240. Lineage: Eukaryota; Viridiplantae; Streptophyta; Magnoliopsida; Rosales; Rosaceae. The record is from RefSeq and is a predicted model, not a curated record. The transcript is spliced from 2 exons. Bases 1 to 840 code for a protein of 279 amino acids. Gene Ontology annotation, molecular function: protein binding.
AUGGAGGAAGCAAACCUACCGGAAGAGAUUAUAGUGCUUAUCCUCUCCUGGCUUCCCGUGAAAUCGUUACUCCGGUUCACCUGCGUUUCCAAACGUUUCCAUUUCAUCAUUCUCUCAGACCCAAAAUUCGCCAAGUCCCAAUUUCAAGCAGCUUGUGAGCGCAAAACCCUAGCUUGUAGACUCCUCUGCUCCACCACCGCCCCUCGAGUCGAAUCCCUUGACUUGGAGACGCCGUCGUUUGGAGACCGUUCCUCUGUUAGGAAGCUCAAACUUCCUCUCCGCCCACCAGCGGGUGAAGUCUUGCCUCUGGGCUCUUGCAAUGGUAUUGUAUUUCUAGCUUUUAACGAGAAAAUAUUUAAUAUCUGGAACCCAUCAACUGGUUUCUUCAAGAAAUUACCUGACCCGGGUUUUUCCCCAAAAGAAAAUGAGCUCUUCGUUUAUGGUGUCGGCUAUCUGCGGGCCACCGACGACUAUAAAGUUGUCGUAGCCUCCGCUGGCUUUACUGUUGAUGACAAGGUUGAGGCCGCCAUUUUCUCGUCCAGAGCUGACGGUUGGAAAACACUUGAGGUCGAUUUCGAUGGUUCAAUUGCUGGUCAGGGGACUCUUUUGAAAGAGGCACUUCAUUGGCUUAAUGAUCAAGAGCAUGAAAUUGUGGCUUUCGAUUUGGCACAAGAGGAUGAUGAGCACAAGUUGAGGAAAAUGCUGCCGCCCAAUUUCCAUAACGAACGAGGUCGCAAACAUGACAUCCAUCUCGGAGUUUCUACUGGAGGAUGCCUGUCUCUAGCUCGUUAUCUGCGGGCUUCCGCUGACUCAAUUGAUGUGUGGGUCAUGAGAGCGUGACUCGUGGACUAAGCUCUUUAACUUGAAGCUUUCGGACCCCCCUAAGGAGCAAUGGAGUUACAAUCGUAUCUUGGUUACGGAAACUAGUAUGGUUGCUGAGAUAUCUGUUGACGAAGACUGGAAAGGACUGGUAAAGAUUCUUCAAAAAAAAAAAAGACAACUGUAGCAUCUAUAUGAUUGGGUUUGAGGACGAUUGGAUUUACAUGAUUGAAUAUCAAGAAAGUCUACUUCGGAUUGAUGAUUAGUCCUCGAUUGCUCUUUGCAUAACAGUGCUGGGGCUUUUGGAUGUAUGAUUGCAGGAACAAGCUUUAUGGGAGGUUUCUUUGUUAUAGCUGUGGUAUGGACCAGUUUUAAUUGAAAGCUAGCUAUAUUUGUAAUGGUAGCAACUGGUUUGAUGUAUAUAUUCGUUGUUUGUUUUUUAAGUUUUGACUGUUAUAUUUAUCUUGUUUGAUUGUCUUUGUCGGAAUUUCUGUAUUAUGCUAUAAGAAAUUUAUGUGUUGAAGAAACUAUAGUUAUAUUUGUGGUGAAGUCGGUUUUCGAAAUGAAACUCUUGUUGACCAUCUUGUCAUUUACACU